Paramecium sonneborni is the source of this 1249-nucleotide messenger RNA. NCBI's taxonomy places the organism in Eukaryota, Ciliophora, Oligohymenophorea, Peniculida, Parameciidae. The record is from the annotation of a GenBank genome assembly.
AUGAAACAAAUAAAGCCAGCCCCUUCAAUUCCAAGUAAAAUCAAAGGAAAAGAACUCAUUUUAAAAUCAUAGAAUAUUUAAAAAAUUAAAUAAUACGAAUUCGAUCAUUUUUUAGAUUAAGUUAAUAAACCAAAAAGAAUAGAUAAAUUUAGUGAAUAAAUUCCUCCUUUACCUUGCUAAUUUAAACAGAAAUAAGUAAAAGAAAUAAUAACUCUUCCUGAAUUUAUUUAAAUGGAAAAUCCUCCUCCUUUUGGAGGUGCAUAAGCUGUUAAUGAUAAAGAUGAUGUACAAAUGUUACUAUUUUAAGUAAACCAUUAUGGAAGAGAAAUUAUAAAUGGAGUUGUUUUAAUACUUGAGAAUUAAGUAAUUAAAACAAGAGGAAUAAAAAGAUAGAUACUCUUCUAUUCAUGAAGACAAUUAUUCUGAUACUGUUGUUACAAUUGAGAAUAUUUAAUAAGAGUUAUAAAAAGAACAUGAUUAAUAUAUAGAGAAGUUUGUAAAAAAAUUAGAAGAAGAAAAGAUAGAAAAGAAAGUAUAAGAAUUUGUAAGAUUGCCAUUACCAGAGUUAUUAAGAAUUCCAAAUUCUUUUCCAAUCCAGAAGAAAGUAUUCGAAUAAAUUUUUAAUAAUACUUAGGAUCAAUAUAGGGCUAUGUCUGCUUAAGAAAGGAAAUAAGUUUAAAAUGAACAUCAAACUAAAUAAUAGGAAAUCAAAGCUGAAAUUCCAAAAAAAAGCCUAUAAGAAAUGGAGAAGAUGAUUGAAGAAACUAAAAAAGAUUAUUUUAAAAUUAUUAGAGAUUUAGAUUUCUUAAAUAAGGGAGCCAGAUAAUUAAAAAAUGCUACUUCAUAAUAGUAUGGAGUAAGAAAAAAAGUAGAUGAACCAAAUAUUGAAAAAUUAAUUAAAUAAGUUAAGGAUACAAUAUGGUAUACUGAUGGUUUAACUAAUGGAUUUGAUAGAGAAAUGGCAUUAAUCUAAUAUAAAAAUUCAUAAGCUAAAGAUUUAAUUGAUAUUAAUAAAGUACUUGAGUAAUCAGAUAUUCAAUAAUAAUAUAAAAAUCAAAUCAUUAGUAAUAACAUUUAAGAGAUUUAACAAAAAAUUGAAAGUAAAAAAGAAUAAUAAGAAGAAAAGAAAUUAAAUAAUUCAAGCUUAAUUUCAUAAAAAACAUAAGCAUCAGCUAAAACUAUAAAUAAAGUUGUAAACUCUAAAAAAGGCAAAGAACUUUAAGAUAUGAUGUCAGAUGAUUUAUUUUGA